CCCAUCUCUACACUGCCUACACUUCACAAUAUUAUUCUCUGUUUUCAAUGUUCUUCUUCAUUUCCACCAUACAGCUCUCCACCAAUCUCAACAAAAAUGGCCGACAGAGUGUUCCCAUCCGCCAAGCCAAAUGGGAAUACCACAGACACUACCCACGGCGGCGCCUCCGCCGCAGCCGCGAAUGUACCGAAACCCAAGCUCCACAAUCCCAGCCGCAUCCCCUACCGGCCUGUACCGAUGGCCAACCGCAGAAUGGAACACCGCCGCUGUAGCUGCCGGAGAUUCUUUUGCCUCUGUUGUUUCUGGUCCAUCAUCACUCUCUGCACCCUCUUCCUCCUCGCCGCCAUCUUUGGCGCCACAUUUUACGUCAUCUACCGGCCGCAGCGCCCGGCGUUCUCCGUCUGGUCCUUGAAGAUUUCCCAAUUUAACCUCACCACCGCCCCCUCCGACGGAACCACUCGCCUCUCCACCAAGCUGAACCUCGCCUUGUCGGCCAAAAACCCCGACCCGAAAAUAGUCUACGCAUACGACCCGAUCGCCCUCACGGCGUACGCGGGUCAAGUCGCAAUAUCAAACGGGUCGUUUCCGGGUUUCGUCAGCAACCCGAACAACAUCACCGUGAUUCACUCGACAUUGUCUAUGCCGUCGCAGCUACUGGACGCGGAUUCUGUUUCGGGUCUGAAAUCGGAUUUGAGGAAGAAAAACGGGCUGCCCGUUAAGAUCUCGAUGGAUACGAUGGUCCUGGUGAAGCUGGAGAAGAUGAAGAGCAAAAAAGUUGGGAUCCGAAUCACUUGUGAAGGCAUACGUCUUCCGAUCCCGAAGGGUAAAGUUCCAGGGGUCGGUACAACUUCUAAUGCACAAUGUACGGUUGAUCUUAGAUUGACAAUCUGGAAAUGGACCUUCUAAUCUUAUCCUUUGUAUUAUUCUUUCUUCACUUAUUCACAGUAUAUUAAGGAUUGAUUUGAUCCUUUCACCAAAAACGGAAUUUGUUAGGUAAUGGGAUAUUAGAAAACAACUCAAAAAUAUCUGAUUUAAGGGCAUUGAAAUUUUUGAGUUACUUGUUAUUUGUAAAUUUGCAAUUACAAUUGGAUGAUAAUCAUUUAGCAAUAAAGCUAG
Molecule: messenger RNA, 1116 nt
Organism: Cuscuta epithymum
Lineage: Eukaryota; Viridiplantae; Streptophyta; Magnoliopsida; Solanales; Convolvulaceae
Source: the annotation of a GenBank genome assembly